UCCUCGCAGCUCGGCGAGCCGGGCAAAGGCGCCGGCAAGGGCGGCGGCGGCGGCGGCGCCAUCCGCGAGGCCGGCGGCGCCUUCGGCAAGAAGCAGGCGGCCGAGGAGGAGCGCUACUUCAGGGAGAAGGAGCGCGAGCAGCUGGCCGCCCUGCGCAAACACCACGAGGAGGAGAUCGACCACCACAGGAAGGAGAUCGAGCGCCUGCAGAAGGAGAUCGAGCGCCACAAGCACAAGAUCAAGAAGCUGAAGGACGAUGACUGAGGACGGGCAGCGCCGGGGCCCGCGCGGCGCCCGGGCCAGCCUGGCCACGUUCCUCCUGUCGUGUCACGGCCUGCAAAUAAAUAAACUAUUCGGUCUCUCUG
Messenger RNA from Nothoprocta perdicaria, 365 nucleotides. It is a transcript of the gene ATP5IF1, whose product is annotated as ATP synthase inhibitory factor subunit 1. The annotation marks the transcript as partial. NCBI's taxonomy places the organism in Eukaryota, Metazoa, Chordata, Aves, Tinamiformes, Tinamidae. Gene Ontology annotation, biological process: negative regulation of ATP-dependent activity. Gene Ontology annotation, cellular component: mitochondrion. Gene Ontology annotation, molecular function: ATPase inhibitor activity. The transcript is spliced from 2 exons. The record is from RefSeq and is a predicted model, not a curated record.